Messenger RNA from Diatraea saccharalis (sugarcane borer), 345 nucleotides. The record is from the annotation of a GenBank genome assembly. Lineage: Eukaryota; Metazoa; Arthropoda; Insecta; Lepidoptera; Crambidae.
AUGGAGCAAUGUAGAUUAACAUUCAGAAAGAGCCGCCAAGGCUCUGGAAAAUCCGCCAUGGUCCUGGUAUGCACGCCAUCUUUACGAAAGCUUCUGGUCGGAGGAGGCCGACUGUACGUGGAGUGGGAGGUUUGCCGGGUAGCGGAUUUUACCACUGCCGUAUGCUGUGGCAAGUGCAGCCUAUACGGACAUAAUGAAAAGAGGUACCCGCAGGAUAACGUUAUAUACAGCCGUUGUAGAAAAAUUGGUCACAAGAUGGAGGACUGCAAAGUCGACACAUGUCACCGGCGCAAGGGACUGCCCUGCUCGAGUACAUGCAGAAAGAUGCAUGGUGGGAAGUACUAA